Messenger RNA from Lytechinus pictus (painted urchin), 4077 nucleotides. RefSeq names its product DNA damage-regulated autophagy modulator protein 2-like. The transcript is spliced from 5 exons. Lineage: Eukaryota; Metazoa; Echinodermata; Echinoidea; Temnopleuroida; Toxopneustidae. The record is from RefSeq and is a predicted model, not a curated record. Bases 49 to 867 code for a protein of 272 amino acids.
GCUGCCAGCACGGCACCACAAAGCUGUAUCUUCGGUCAACUGCUUAACAUGACAGCGUUAAUUGUUUUUGCUGGUGUCUUUGUUAGAUUUCGUCAGUUAGCCAGCCUUGUUCCUCCAUACUAUAUCAAGAUCAAGAGUAUGAAUAUUUGGGGACUCGUCUUUGGAUGGAUCUCGGGAUUUGGAAUGACCCUCGUCGCAAACUUUCAGGAUUCAAAUGUACUCAUCGUCCAUCUGAUUGGAGCAUUUCUCUUGUUCGUGAUGGGAACAGCCUAUUGCGUCACGCAUACCAUCAUCUCAUACAAACUCUACCCACAAUACAACACGAUGUUGCUCUGCCGAUUGCGACUGGUCAUCACCACGACAACGGCGGUAUCGAUGAUAAUCAGUAUCAUAACAGGUGUAAUAGCUGAGAUGCUUUGGUAUCAUACACACGGUGAUCAUACGAGAAAUAGAUCACAGGUGCAUUGGGGACCAGAAGAUGGGGGGUACGUUCCUCAUCUAAUAAGUGCCUUUGCGGAAUGGGUGAUGAGCAUAGCCCUCAUGGUCUUUUAUCUCACCUACACCAAGGAGUUCUUCAAUCUACAACUCCACAUCAUGGUCUCGCAGUGUGACUUACCCGAUGCUCUAUGGAUCACCUGUCGUGAGGUCCUCUCUCCCCCUAUCCGUACCCCGUCCCACCGCCCUACAAGGAUCCGUGAUGGCGGAGAUGAAGAGAUCUUGGAUGCCGAGAUGGCGGAGGAGGGCGUGAUCCCGCGUCCGUGUUGCCAUAGGAACAGCCAAGAGUCGACUCAGUCGACGAUUCCGCUUCAUUCUGAGCACUCGCCUCUCUGUACUAAAAGUUCGGAGAAAGGGCACUUCUUGGUUUGAUGACUAAGAGGAGUUUGGGGAUAUAUACUACGUUAAGAUCAUGGUGAUUACAAGGUGGUCGGCAUGCUGGCGUCGUGAUAGAGAGCACGAUCUGUGAACGAGAGUUCAUGGGUUCGAUCUGCGACCGAGUCAUACCAAAGACUUCUUUACAAAAUAAAGAAGAAUCGAACCAUUUACCUUUAUAUGGAACAGUCAGCAUAAACGAUGGAAAAUGAUAACACUUUAAUUAUGUUAUACAUGUACAUAACUAAUUAGCAGACCAAUAAUGCAACGUAAAACAGACAAAAAAAUGUCUGUCUAUAUUUAUAGAUGAUGCUGUAUUUUUGUAGUUAUCGCGAUGAAACACAUUGAUAUUCACAAACAUUGCAAAAAGGCCUUAAUACAUGAACAUGUUAAACGGGUAAGUAAUUUUCAAUCAGCAAAUGGUAUGAAUGAAAUUAAUGUAUAGUUAACAUGAGCGAUCAUGUACAAGAUCCAUAUUCCAUAAUGUAACAACCCUGCAAACGCAUGCAAGGAGGAUUUUUUUAAUGACCUUGUAGCAAAAUCUCUUGAAACAGGGUAAUAGCAACCAUUUCUGAUCCAUUAUGUAAAAGCGUGAAAGAAACAUAUCUGUUCAAAAUUAAUAAAAUCAUAUGAAGAGUGUUCUCAAAAUAUUAAAAAUUCAAAGAAUUUUCUCGAAACCCCUUGUAGGCUAACAAGUAGGAGGACACGUGCGCAUUCAGAGGGAUAACAGUGGAUUACAUUAUGCAGUAGGAAGGGAUUUUAUGAUUCUGUUUUAAUCCGAUAGGGCAGAUGUGUGAAGCUACUUCACAUUUUUAAUCCUUAAUGCUUCAUCUAGUGGGACUUGGCCUUCGAGAAAUAUACAUCAAUUUACUUUAAUAUUUAAUUGUAUUGAACUAACAGCUGAUUAAUACACUGUAAAAACGCUGUUUAAAUUUUAAGCACGUUGUUUAAGCCCGUCACUCUAACAACUUUUGUUUAAUUUUUUUAAACAACUGCUUAAACUUUUUAAACAACUUGUUUAAAAAGUUUAAACAACGUGUUGUUAAAGUGACAGGCUUAAACAGCGUGCUAUUUUUUUACUGUGUAUAGCAAGGGGGCAGCGCCAGUACUUUUUUAUCGGGGAGGGGGGAGGCCUUAAGGUAACGUAAUUUUUGUUCUCAAAAUGAAUAAUAUGGCAUUAUGGACUUGGUUUAUUCCCAACUGGUCUAAUGCCGAUUCUUCCAAUUAUCAACUCGUCUACUUUCAUUUGGUCUACCAUCAGUUCUUCAACAAUCCACAUGGUCUUAUUUCCAUUUCGUCCACUCACCAUUUCGUCUAAUAACCAGUUGGUCCAAUAGCCAUUUAGUAUACCAUUUGGUCUAAUUAAACUUAGUGUUAAUUGGGCGAAAUGAAUGAAAAGAAAAUAGGUAUUAGACCAACUGGUUAUGAGACGAAAUGGUCAUAGACGAACGGUGAUUAGACGAAGUGAUAAUUGGACCAAAUGGUUGUUAGACGUAAAGUUGAUGGACGGAAUGGCAUUAGACGAAUUGAAGGUAGACCAUGUGAUGAGUGGACGAGUUGGCAAUAGACAAAUCGGCAGUUUACCAUGGAGGUACAUGACCAAGACCUUUCCUUUUGGUUUUCUUCUCUCCUCUUUCCCCUUUUCUAUUAUUUCAUUUUCACUACAAAAAACCUCGCCCCCUGUGCCCUCAAUGGCAUCGCCCUUGCCAGAUAUAAGUUGCAAUUAUUAUAAAUUGAUGAUUCCAUUAAAGAAGGUCUUGUGUUUUUUUCGAGGGGAAGGGGGGUCUUCAAAUAUCAUUUUAAUGAUUUGAAGAUCUGCUUAGAUUAGUUUUGGAGUUCAGUUCGUCGAUGAGUUCAAGAAUGUGUCAAGAAUGUAAGAAUAAUGUCAGAAAAAAAUUAACACUUUUCCACGUCUUUGCCUGUAUAAGGUUUCUCAGUGUAUUAUUUGAAAAAUGAUACAUCAUGUGCAUUUAUCAUGAUUUGCAGACUCAUGUUUCAAUUGCAUCAAUCAUAUAACCGAUUUGCAAAACUUGUAAAUAUGUAUAUAAUGUGCAUCACCGCGAGAGCUUUCCUAUUCGAAUCAUGAAUUCAUCUUUUCAUUAUUUUCAAAGUUUUCUAUAUAAUUUGCUUGUUUGUGAAUCAUUACUAUUGACUAUGCAUUAUGUAAAUAUCGAAUACAGUAUUAUAUAUUAUAUUGUGCCUUUCUUUCAGAAAUGCCUACCUAAUUUUAAACCAUGUGAUAUGCCUUUUUAUAUGUAUUUACGAAUUCACUGUGAUAUUAUGCAAUGUUUUAUUAAUGACAUAUAUUUUCUAAUAUUGGGUACAUAGAUGUAUUUGUAUUAAAAAAAUAUGUAUAUUUGUAUUGAAAUCGAUUCCGGCAUUUUCAGAAAUAGGAAGAAAAUCUAUUCAGAUUCAUUAUUGUAAUCAGCCAUGCUAAAAGUAUAUUAUUGAAUGACGAUUAAAUCAACAAGUAAAAAUAAAUUUAUCAAUAGAUCAAUCAAUGAAUGUAUAUUGAAAUAAUAUAUUACCAGGGAUAACCAAAAAAAAAAAAUGAUGGAAUAGAUGAAUAAAUAAAUAGAUGAAUAAAUGAAUAAAUAAACAGGUUGAUAAAGUGGGUCAAUAAUAAAUAACAUAAUAAAUGAGUAGAAGAAUGAAUAAAUAAAUAAAUGGAGUAAUAUAAAAAAUAAUCAUCUUGUAGACCAGCAUAAGUUUAGAAUCUAAUUUGAGUGAUGCACAUGCAGCUAUAUUCUACAAAUCUAAAAUAAUAAUAAUAAUCUAGAAUUUAAAAUGUUUGUUUUCCCUAAUCAAGUCCUUGCGUAAAUAAUGAUCUCACAAUCAACGAUCGUGGAUUUUAUUUUUCGAUCAGGAAUAUUUAAACAGAAAUGCUUUCCUUUAGAACAAAAGUUGUUCUUGGCCACCAAAACGCUUGUUAGAGGUUUCCAACUAUAGCAACAAGUAGUUUUUACAUUGGUUUCCGACUGACAUCAUUCAUGAUGAUGACUGUCUCUUAUUUUUGCAAGAAUACUACAUAAUGAUGAUGUCUAGGAGUUUUUAAGAAAGAUGUGUCCUUCAUUAAGUACAAUUUUGUUCUUCUGUUUGAUUGAUCGUUAAAGAGAUUUUGUCAUUGAAAAAAUGUCGAAUAUACAAAAUGAGAAUCUAAUGUGACAAUGCAAGCAAUUCAAAUUAAAAAGGAUUCGAACAAAUAAA